This is a messenger RNA of Macadamia integrifolia, 3836 nucleotides long. RefSeq names its product probable disease resistance protein At4g27220. Gene Ontology annotation, molecular function: protein binding; ADP binding. The transcript has 4 exons. The record is from RefSeq and is a predicted model, not a curated record. Bases 420 to 3518 code for a protein of 1032 amino acids. NCBI's taxonomy places the organism in Eukaryota, Viridiplantae, Streptophyta, Magnoliopsida, Proteales, Proteaceae.
UCUGGGUUCUCCCAAGUAAUCUUCACUUUCACGGCUGUCAAUUACGCCAUUGUAGUAAUCUUGGAAGGAGAGGUAUGUCUACCAUGGCAACUGUCUUUCUGAAAUUUUUAUCACUACACAUUCUUCUUCGUGCAUUAGAAUCAUUUUUCCCAUCAUUUACAUAUUUAUCCCAAGUAGCUUCUAAAUUCUUGGUUGCUUGCACUAGUUACAAAACAAAUAUUGCUAAUCUUGAAAGUAGAUUAGGAGAGUUAGUAUCUGUGAUUAAUGAUGUACAAAGAUUGGUUGGAAUAGCUGAAACUGAUGGGGAGUUGAUCAUGGAAGCAGUAGCAACAUAGGUGGUGAGAGCAAAUAAGACUGAACAAGAAGUGAGGAGGUGGAUAGAUGAUGAAGUUAAACAUAACAAGAAAUGGUUUGUGGGAAUGUGCCCAUCUUUUUAUUUCCUAAGUAUGAAGUCAGAGGAGAUGGUGGAGGAGAUUGAAAAGCUUUUAAGUGAAAAGAAAUCAUUUUCUUUUUUAUCAAUCCCUCAGCCUCCCUUGAACCCUGAGUCUAUUGGGAUUGAAUUUGAGGAGCAGUCCAAAAUGAUUUUGGAUGUAUCUGAUGGAUUGGAAGCAAACCCCCAACUCAUUCCUGAUGGACAGGGUGCAAAGGAGACAGAGUCACAGACUUUGGAUGGAUCCAACACACAGUCCAAACCUGAUGUUGUUGGAUCAGGAUCAGGAUCAGACGUGGACUCUGAAUCGAUUGUGGAUGGAUCGGACUUGGAGUUAAAACAUGGAUCUGAUAGAUUGGACACGAAAUCCAAACUGACAAAGGGUGGAUCAGACACAAAUUUCAAACUGAUCAUGGUUGGAUCAGGCACAAAAUCCAAACCUAUUACAUAUGGAUCAGAUGCAGAGUCGAUGACAUCUGAUGAAUGGGACUUGGAACCAAUUUCAGGUGGAGAUUUCAUGGAGUUUGAGUGCAGGAAAUCAAUCAUGGAAGAGAUGAUGAAGGGAUUAAAAGAUAAGGAGAUCAAUAUGAUUGGGGUCUAUGGCAUAGGUGGGGUGGGAAAGACAACCCUGGUAAUGGAAGUAGGUAAGAGAGCCAAACAAGGAGGAAUGUUUGAGGAGGUUGUAAUGGUGCCUUUGUCACAACACUUCGAUGAAAGAGAGAUUCAACAGAAAAUUGGGGACGCAUUGGGCCUGGUAGAACUUGAAGCACUUGAUACCAUUGGUGAGAGGGGAGAUGUGCUAUCCAAAAGGAUAAAGAAUAAAAAUCAGAUCCUAAUAAUCUUAGAUGAUGUUUGGGAUAGAUUUAAACCAUCAAAAAUAGGGAUUCCCCAUGGUAAGAAGGACCAUCAUGAGGGUUGUAAACUCUUAUUCACUACAACAAGUCAGAAGGUAUGCCAUGAUAUUAUGCCAAGGAAAAGCAAGAUAAUCCACUUGGACAACUUGAUGCAAAAAGAUGCUUGGCAUUUGUUCAGAAGGAACGUGGGUAAAUUUGUAUACUCCCCAUCUUGCAGAGAUUUGGCAAGGGAGGUUGCUAGUGAAUGUAGAGGUAUACCCUUAGCACUUGUUACGGUUGGAAGGGCAUUGAGAGGCAAGGACCCAAGCAAAUGGAAAGGAGCUGCUCAGGAGCUAAAUGCAUCCAAAUUUAAAACCAUAGAAGCCAAAGGCAUUGAUGCAACCUUAUUCUCAUGUUUAAAGUUGGGUUAUGAUUAUCUUGAAAAUGAAGAAAUCAAGCAAUUCUUUUUACUGUGUUGUUUGUUUCCGGAGAAGUUCAGUAUUCACAUAACAAAAUUGGUGAUAUAUGGAAUUGGGGAGGGAGUAUUUCAAUCUCAACAUGCCGAGACAUGGCCUGAAGUAAUGAAAACCGUAGAUGGCAUGGUGAAAAAGCUAAAAGAUUCUUGCUUCUUGUUUGAAGGAGAUGUUUCUGGUCAUGUAAAAAUGCAUGACGUUGUUCGCAGAUUUACAGUACUAAAUCAUCAUCGUCAUAUUGAAUCUAUGGUAAGAGCUGGCGAAGGGUUGAAGGAGUGGCCUAUGAGAGUGAUGGCAUCUGAAAAUUACAUGAGGAUCUCAUUGAUGUGCAAUGAUAUUCAUCAGCUCCCCAAUGGAUUGAAGUAUCCCUUACUCCGGAUGUUAUUGCUGCAACAGAAUCACAAUGUACAGGAGAUGUCUGAUGAUUUUUUCAAAGAACUGGAAUCAUUGAGAGUCUUGGAUCUUAGUGGGUGCUUUCCAUCAUUGGAGGCUUUGGAUCAACAUUUUCAUUCAGUAUCACGAUCACUUCUACAACCCUUGAAGAAUCUCCGGACUCUUUGCUUAGAUCAAUAUCUCAGGGGACCCAUACCUGAGCUUGGGGACCUAAAAAACCUUGAGAUACUUACUCUUUCCAAGUCUAAGUUCAUCACAGAGCUACCAAGAGGAAUAGAACAAUUGAACAAUCUAAGGCUCUUAGACAUCUCAUUCUCUCGUAUGGAAACAGUUCUUCCUAAAAUGUUCGUGAACUUGUCUCGGUUAGAGGUCCUAGACAUGAGAUGCAGCUUCCGGGGGUGGUCUUCAAAGACUGUUCAAGGAUCCAAUGCUAGCUUUCUUGAGGUGGCAUUUUUGCCUCGCCUAGUAGCUUUGUCGGUGGAACUGCCAGAUGCCCAGCACAUACCUGAAAAGGUCAAUCCUCCCCCAAAAUGGAAUAACUUUUGUAUAUUUAUAGGCAGUGAACAGGUAAGGCAUCUUGAGUUUCCAGAGGAUCUAAGUUCUAGAGUACUAAUCCUCAACACAUCUAUCAACACUUUCCCUGCUUGGUUUAACAAGUUGGUGGUGGAGAGAUUAGAAGUUCUUAUUUAUUUUGAAUGCAUGAUGUUGAAGAAUUUUGAUGAAGAAUUGCAUCUAAGUCAGGACACAUCAAUAGAGAAUAUGAGAAACCUCUCCAUCCGAGAUUGCGAUCACAUUGAAUACAUCAUCAAUGCAGACGAAUGGCUUCCAAAAACAAAGCUUGCCUUCCAUAGUUUGUUGAAGGAAUUACAUCUCCACAAUCUUCCUAGGCUUGGAAAGAUCUGCCUUGGCCAGCUUCAAAAUGGUUUCAAACUCCAAGUCCUUGAGGUGGAGGACUGUAAUGGUUUGACCGAUUUUCUUCUGCCAUCAAGUACAUGGAAGGGCUCUUCCCAAAGUGUGAUACUAUGCAGCCUCAAAACUCUAAUAGUGAGAAGGUGCCAUAAUUUGAGAUGUAUCUUCCCUUUGUCUGUUGUUCAAGGUCUUCUUCAACUAGUGUACCUAUUCGUGGAAGAUUGCAAGGUCCUGCAGGAAAUCAUAACGAAGGACAAAGUAAAAGAAGGGGUGAUGGAGAAUACAGCCAUUGCCCCUGACAUGGUCUUUCUCCCUUUUUUCAAGAGUCUACGGCUGGAAAAUUUGUACAACCUUAAGAAUAUCAUUCCAAAUGGUAUUGCCUUCCAAACCCCAUCUUUUGACACACUGUGCAUGGAGAGAUGUCCAGAUGCAGAGCAUUUUAAGAUUAAUAAAGGUGAUGAAGAAGAAACAUUACAAUAGACAAAGAAUGCAGGUGAUGAAGCUAGAAAAGAAAGACCAGACUAGGAGGAGGAUAAUCCUAUAUUAAAUUCUCUGCACUCUAAAAUGAGAGUGGAGAGAUGCAACGUUUAUUGUGAUUUUCCUUCUUUCCACUGCGCAGAAGGUUGGAAUUGACUAUUGUUGAUUUCGUUGUCAUAUUUCUUAUAUAUGUAAAUGAAGGGCAGUUUGUACUGAAUGUACAUGUAUAUAUGUGUGUCUUUGCGUGUGUAUUUGCAUUAUAAUAUUGUAAAUAUUGUAUUAUAAAUGUUGUAAUUGAUACUCUGAUAAGACUGAAAUAGA